This is a messenger RNA of Ochlerotatus camptorhynchus, 2009 nucleotides long. RefSeq names its product cytochrome P450 4d1-like. NCBI's taxonomy places the organism in Eukaryota, Metazoa, Arthropoda, Insecta, Diptera, Culicidae. Bases 320 to 1846 code for a protein of 508 amino acids. The transcript has 5 exons. Gene Ontology annotation, molecular function: oxidoreductase activity, acting on paired donors, with incorporation or reduction of molecular oxygen; monooxygenase activity; heme binding. The record is from RefSeq and is a predicted model, not a curated record.
UAGAUCGACACCAAGCAGAGUGCAUCACGCACCUUGUUUUUUCCUUCUCUGUUGCACCGGUGUUAAGCACAUGAGUUUCAUGUGUUCAUGAAGCACCAUUACCACUAUGAUAUACAGAGCAGAAGCUGCUCUAAGUUAAUCAUUUUAUCUACAGAUAGAAACCCACCUGCGAGGGUUUCUUGUAGCUUAGUAGCGGUCGGGCGGUCGACGUCUAAGCUAAAGUUCUAAGAACAUAUGUGGUAGCGCACAAGGAUCAGUCGAUUUAGAUUCAGAUAAGUAGUGAACCGUUGUGAGUUUCGCAAUUUCGUCAACCGAAACCAUGUGGAUCCUGUUGCCACUGUUGGCGGUGGUAUGUGCGGUGCUGGCAAUCUACCGGAAGUUCGCCAGAACUUUAGAAAUGUCAAAGCAGUUCCCUGGACCACCGGCCCUACCCAUUCUUGGAAAUGGACUGUGGUUCCUCAACAAACAACCCGACGAAUUCCUGCCAAUCAUCCAGUCUCUCAUCGAUGAGUACGGCGAUGUACUGCGUUUUUGGCAAGGCCCUCAGUUCACAAUGUACGUCGGUAAACCUACGAUGAUUGAGAGCAUCCUUACCAACAAGCAUUUGACCGAUAAAUCCGAUGAAUACAGCUUCCUCUCCAACUGGCUCGGCGACGGGCUGUUGUUGAGUAAACGACAUAAAUGGCACGCCCGGCGGAAAGCAAUCACCCCGGCGUUCCAUUUCAAGGUCCUCGAACAAUUCGUUGACGUGUUCGAUCGGAACGCGACUGAACUGGUGGAUGUCUUAGGUCGGCAUGCCGACAGUGGGGAAACCUUCGAUAUGUUCCCAUACGUGUUGCUGUACGCUCUGGAUGUGAUUUGUGAAAGCGCUAUGGGAACUUCAGUGAACGCUCUGCGGAAUUCAGAUUCGGAGUACGUUCGGGCAGUCAAGGAAGCAGCAAACAUAUCCAUUCGACGGAUGUUUGAUAUCAUCCGUCGAACUCCUUUGUUCUACCUCACUCCAAGCUACCAAAGACUGAGAAAAGUUCUAAAAGUGCUCCAUGGUUACACGGACAAUGUGAUAGUAGCCCGUAAGAAAAAGUUGAAGGACCAGGUGAAGCAUGAGGACAACUCAACAAGCGACGACUUGGAAUUAGGUUCGAGGAAAAAGGAAGCCUUCCUUGAUAUGCUGCUUCGAACCAAAAUAAACGGCAAACCUUUGACCAAUCUGGAAAUCCGGGAGGAAGUGGACACUUUUAUGUUUGAGGGUCAUGACACAACCACCUCGGCAGUGGUGUUCACGCUGUUCAGCCUUGCCAAGCAUCCUGCCAUCCAGCAGAAAGUGUACGAAGAGAUAAUAUGCAUCGUCGGGAAGGAUCCUCGGGAACGGAUCGAACUGUCCCACUUACACGAACUAAGUUACCUGGAAAUGGUCAUCAAGGAAACGCUUCGACUGUUUCCAUCCGUACCACUGAUUGGUCGAAGGUGCGUCGAAGAGGUCACCAUCGAGGGCAAGACUAUACCUGCCGGAGCGAACAUUAUCGUCGGUAUCUACUAUAUGGGACGGGAUCCAAAUUAUUUCGAAAAGCCGCUGGAGUUCAUUCCGGAACGGUUCGAAGGGGAGAAAUCGGUGGAGAAAUUCAACCCAUAUAAGUACAUUCCAUUUAGUGCUGGACCACGAAAUUGUAUUGGCCAGAAAUUCGCUCUCAACGAAAUGAAAAGUGUGAUAUCGAAGCUUUUGCGUCACUAUGAAUUCAUUCUGCCCCCGGGCAGUGUCAACGAACCUCUGCUAGCAUCUGAGUUGAUUCUGAAACCACACCAUGGAGUUCCACUGCAGAUCAGACGCAGAGAGCAUCAACACAACUAGGGAUGAACACCACCCCUCCACCUCCCACCCAUCUCUCCGUAGAAAGGUCAUUUACCGCAACGACUGCAGCUGAUGAAGCCAAAACGUGUUUAAGUUUUUUACUAAAUCCUACAUCUCUACUUACCUGCCAUGUGAUUACAAAACGUUUCAAUUGUAGCUUGAA